AAGACCAGCACCUGCCGGAGCUUCUGCUGGCUGGUGGUUGAGCAAAGUGUAAAUAUGUCUUGCUAGAGGGAGCAUUUGGAGAGCCGUUGGAGAGAGGCAGAAGUCAGGAUGAAGAAGCAUCACUCUGUGCAGGGGACUAUUAGCAGGCUCUUUGGGAAAAAACAUAGCAACAGCAGCAGUCCCACCACCUCCCUCUAUGUCACGAACCCCCCCUGGAUCUUCACGCAGGAGGUCGCCUCGGACAGCCUGGCACGUUCGGGUGAUGUGGAUGGUAUAUACCAUGGGGAUAUUCGCUUUGGGACAGUAACGGAUUCUGGAACAGCAACACUUAAGCCACGGCCGAGAGUCCGACCUUUGCUGACUUUCUUACCCCUUAAUGCUCAAGAGGCGCAUGGAGUGGCUGUUCCAACACCAUCAGUGCCAGAAGGCUUUGAAGAGAAAGCAGCUCUAGGGCUUGGUUCCCAAAUCAAUGGCAGUUACAGAAAAUACAACUCAGUUGUUGAUCUGAGGCCAAAGGCAUUUGAAGAUGACUACUUGGCUGAUGAUGAGAUUCCACCACCACCAUCAGUUCCUCCUCCUCCACCACCACCACCGCCGCCAUCUUCAAUUGACCAAUCACCACCUCCAACUUCAGUGGAAGCUCCAUUACUACCUUUGAUGGAAGUUCCACCUCCACCCCCAGUGCCUCCUCCUCCACCCCCACCAGCGGUAUCAACUCCAUCUCUUUCAUCCCUGGCUCCACCCUCAUACCCAUAUUCUAAUUUGUCUUCUCCUACCACUCCAUCUCCACCAGACUUCAUCCCUCCUCCUCCUCCUCCUCUGGCUUUUAUGGAUGGUCCAGCCCCUCCUACAACUCCCUUUUCACAACCACUUCAUACCCCACCUUUCUCAAAUGGUGUCUCCAAAUGGAAAUCUGAGACUGUUCUAAACCUGAGGGAGCCAGAAGAUGGCUCUCACAAUCCAAAUGUGACUGUUCUACCCAGCCCUACCCAGAAGGAGAAAGAAGUGCCCCAAACCAGCCCAGAUCCUCAUCAAACCUUCCCCAGGUCAUUUAAAAUACCUCCUCCAACCCCUGUGAGAACAUCAUCUAUUUCCUCAGGAGACAAAGAAUCAAGCCCGAGAGAUGAGCAGGCCUCUAAUAUGGUUCCUCACAGCCGACCUGCACUGUUACCUAACUUUAUAGUACGGUCUGCAGCUGCAGUUUACUUAGAGGCAGAAGCUGGAGAGAAAGUUCCUUUGGAAAAACGAAUAAUAGAAAAACCUUCUGUAUUCAUUACAGAGUCUGGGAGUCCAAAACCAACACCAGAGUUCAAUGGCUCUUCUACCUCACCAUUGAAGUGUGAAGUACCAAAAGAGUUGGUGCCACAACAGGCAAUACUGAAGGAGCAUUCUCAGAAAACAGUGACUCAACAUGCAGAAGAACCACAACUUCCUUCUCCUGAUUGGGCAUCCUCUGAUGAUGAAGACUGGAAGGAACGCGGCAACCUGGACAAGCUAAAGCAUGAACUGUCAGCUCUGUUGUCAUCUUCCUAUAGAAAGGAAGACAGACUGCUGGAGAAAGCUGUAGUCCCCAAAAGUAAAAGCAGUAUUACUGAUAGUAACCGGAUAACUUCAGAAGAAUUGAAACAAGCUAAGCCUAUCAUGACUAGUCCACAAUCGCCAGCAGGGACAGACACUGAGAGAAGAGAAAAGAUAUCAGGUGAAGCACAAUCUGCUGGCAAAGUUUUGACCAAUAACAUUAACUCAAAUCCAGAUAAUAAGUCUACCAGCAUGCAAGCAAAUUGUGUUCUGAAAUUCAAAAAUGAAUUGGAAGCUUUGUUGUCUCCAGCCAAGGAUGGGGGGCCACCCUUGGCUCUUGCUAACCUGAGGCACAAUCCAGAACCAAAGAAACAAAUUACUCUUCAGUUUGGUGGUGGCGAGUCCAAGAUUCCAAAACCCACAGUAAUUCAAAAUACACCUAUAUCUGAAGUGACAGGAAAAGAGCCCAAGAUCCCUAGUGCCCCUACUAACAACUCCCCAUCCGGAAACAUUUGUAAGCCCCCAGCAUCCCCUCUGAAACCCAAGCCUGAACUCUUGGUUUCAGCUGCACCUUCACCAGCCUCUUCUGGAACUGCCUCACCAGUUCGAUCUCCCAGCACAGUCCUUUCUCACCUACAGUACAAAACACACAGGACAAGAUUUGCCUCCACUGAUAGCCUACCUUCUGUGACAUCUUCUCAAACUGCAGAAGAUGGGCCAAUCACCACAAAUAAUAAUGAAAAUCAAAGAGACUCAGUUAAACGCAGGUUCUCAGAGACACCCACAAUCAUCAGGAGCGCACAGCAAUCAAAUAGCGAUGCUUUAAUCCAUCCUGUAACAGGAGAGGCAGUCGAAAGAGGCUCUCCAAUGGCUCUUCUCUUGGCUGCACAACAGCGGGCUCAAAGAGGCAGGUGUUCUGCCUCAGCCUCACGACAAAACAGUUCUUUAUCUGAGAGGCCUCUGUUCAAGUUAUCAGAAAAGCUGCGCAACAGCAGCCAAUCAGAGACUAUGUCAUCCACCAUUUUCUACAAUGAUACCAAGCCUAACACUGUCAAGGUUGUUCCAAAGGGUCUGCAGAGGGAAUCCCUUGCAGCAUCAGAAAGUAAGCAACCUAAUGGGGUAAGUCCAUCUGAUAACGAAGUCUGGGGCUUGUCCAACUUAGGGCAGAAAGAGCAUAAGUCACAGUUGCUCUCCAGCACCUCAGAACAAUUCAGGGAUUCAUACAGACUCAGGGAGAGUGAAUCUCAGAAUCUUCCUCCAUCAAAUAAAGGUGGUUCCAUUUUGAUUCCAGGCUGCUUGGAGUCCAGGCAGUUGAAGCAACAGGGCUCUUCCAGCAUGUCUGAUACCCACCUCUGCUCUCAUACUAACCCUCAAAUCCACGCUAGUAACAAUGGGGCAGAAGAAGGCUUCAGUUAUGAGAUCAUUCCACCCCCACCAGAGUUCAGCAAUGAUGACAGUGGAGGCACACAUGUUUCUUCAAGGGUCGGAGAAAAGCCCAGACACUUCAGCACCUCAGCAGAUGAUCAAGUCUCAGCUGAGCAAGUUCAUUUCAAUAAUUCAAGCUAUAGCUAUGGCAACAGUUAUACCCCGAUAUCAAAACCUGCUAUAGAAAGCAGUGAGAUGCCUAGUGGAUACAGUCACCCUUACUCAGGUGGAAGUUACCCUGCUGGCUACCUCAGUAGUUACUCCAACAGCCGCCCUCUGAUUAAGAAGCGCCUCUAUGUUUCAGAGCCUGAUGGAUCCUAUGACAGGCCAGCUGUUUCCACUCGCGGCAUAAACACACCCAGUUCCUACAGCCACAAUACAGUGUCAUACAAUUCCCAGUUUAUGGAAGGGAUACGGCGGAAUUCUACUCACAGGAACAGCAAUGCACAGGCGAGGAGGAUGUCCUUGGAAGUACCUGGGAAAAUGGUGACUUAUAAUAAUGCUGCCAGUGAUGCUAUGUAUAAAGGGCAGAAUGCAGAGUAUUCCACCAGUACUAGCAGACCUUCCCAUGGAAAUCUACAGUAUGGUGGGACUGCAAAUACAUUUACUGUCAGGCCUGGAACAAGACAGCCCAUUUCUUACACAUAUCAAGGAGGUCUUCGAUAAUAAGUAAACUGUCGUUUCACACGCAGCUUGGACAAUGCAUCGCAGCACUCUUCUUCUAAGUUUUGCUGGGGCUCUUCCUCAGAUAGUACUUUAGGGAGACACAAGACCCUGCAAAGAGGUUGUCCUAGCACCUUCUUGUCAAUAGAAUUGUUGUAAGUUAUUAGGGCCAAGGGUAAGUCUUUUGAACUGAUAGCCUGCUUGUAAAGUCUUCUAUGCAUUAUGAGUACCAAUGCAAGUGACAGCAUGCAAUGAUUCAGCAACACUUGCUUAAUUUAUAUGCUUUAAGCAAUUAGAUCACUCCCUUGUGUCUACGACUAGUUAACAGGUGACUUACCAGUAUGAAACAUACUUUCCUGUACCGCCUUCGUGAAUCUGCUUCAGUCAUGGCAAAAAAGGAAGCUAGGACACCCUAAUCUCAAGCAAGGGACAGACAAAAGGGGGUCCAUGGUAUGAGCCUAUAGUCCAGGGGUCAGGAUAAGAUGGACAGUUGAGGAGCAGUAGCCAAUUAAAACACAGAACUGAACUCUGAAACAUCCCACUGUGUAAAAUCUGAAAGCACAGCUAUGGGAAUGGAGACGGGAUCAGGUACAAAUCAGGCAGAAUGGCUGAAGGGGACAAGGGUUGCCUAUAGUUUUGGACACUUGAGUUUUUAAACUGCUGAAUUAUAAGAAAUUUAGCAGCUGAAACCUGGUUGCAUAGGCCAAGACUUGGAAAAUUUCCUCUGGUUCUAGAGACCAGGCCAAAAAUCCGGGAGCCAUGCUAAUAUUCCAGUCUUCAGCAUUAUGUAUGACCAUAUGUUCUAAUUAUUGCUACCACAAAAAUACUAAGUGCCACAAUGAAAUUUCUUGGUGCCAUGGUGAUCUGGUGCCUAGGACUUGUCAAGCCCUGGUACAAUCAAGCCCGAAAAAAUCUGCUUGUUGAAUUUGUGCUUGUUACAUAACUGUUAGAGGUAUAAGAACCCAGACAGAGGCCACCCUAGGAGAGGUUGAACCAACUGGUCCUGGACCUAUUGGGAAAG
Molecule: messenger RNA, 4627 nt
Organism: Gekko japonicus
Lineage: Eukaryota; Metazoa; Chordata; Lepidosauria; Squamata; Gekkonidae
Product: chromosome unknown open reading frame, human C6orf132
Exons: 5
Coding region: 109-3609 (1166 amino acids)
Source: RefSeq, a predicted model, not a curated record